AUGUUGUGCUCGCCUGCGCCAGGGGCGAAGAGUAAGAAACCGCAUCUGCCAUCGUUCCUCACUUCGACGGGGUCGAGGAAGUUGUUCCGCAAGGCGAGGAAGCCAAAGGCUGCGGGCAAAGCUACGAAUUGUUUGAAUUGUGUACAUGAAGGGGAUUGCGAUUACAGUGCGAAGAAGAUCUACUUGGAGCGCCACCUCGAGUCUGGUAAUACAGAUUGGCCGGUCAAGAUUGUGGAUCCUGAGAUUGAGGACAUUUACAAGACGAAUGGGAAGGAGGCGGCGGCAAACCGGCUGUUGCAAGCCCUUGCUGAGGACUAUACCAGUGAGACACCAGCCAGCGACGUCGAGGCCCGGCCAUGGUUCGGGCGCUGCGUCUGGGAGGCAGACAAUGACGUCUGCGAUGAUCAGUAUGUGACCAUUGACUGGGACGACGACCCCAUUGACAAGGACUCCGACGGCUCUCCCCUACUCCAAGGACGAGCUGCAAAGACGGCACAGUUCCACAUGGUCGCCUUCACCGAGAAGAUCUGCGAACGACGAGGUCGGAUCUACGGCACGCAUGGCGAGAUUGAGUACGACAGCACAUGCAUCAAAGUGCACAACUUUGCUACAGGCCACACGGUAACGCACAACCCACACAUAGCCAGUGGAGGCCAUGGCGGAGGAGACGAAGGGCUCGCGAGACAAUUCCUCUUGGCCGUCGACGCUGUCAACUCUGGCACCAUGUCUGCGGCAGAUGCCCAGGGCGAAUUCCUCGGCUGCGACCUCGACGAAGCGUUCCGAAGCCACGCCAUGGUAUUUGCAGCCGAAGAGGCUCGUACAAAGCGGCAGGUGGUCGACUGGAAGAAGUGGUGGAACGUGAAUGUGGAGAUGCAACUACUCCAGGGGAAGUAG
This is a messenger RNA of Plenodomus lingam JN3, 894 nucleotides long. RefSeq lists its product as uncharacterized. The record is from RefSeq and is a predicted model, not a curated record. NCBI's taxonomy places the organism in Eukaryota, Fungi, Ascomycota, Dothideomycetes, Pleosporales, Leptosphaeriaceae.